Molecule: messenger RNA, 1097 nt
Organism: Mercenaria mercenaria
Lineage: Eukaryota; Metazoa; Mollusca; Bivalvia; Venerida; Veneridae
Exons: 5
Coding region: 97-555 (152 amino acids)
Source: RefSeq, a predicted model, not a curated record
CGACAAGUCAUCUAAACUAUGUUUACAAAUUCCCCCGUUUUACCAACUAUUCAUUUACCUUCCUGUUUAAAUUAACUGACUCAACUUUGCGUCAAAAUGGAUAUUAUCUUGAGAACCAUUCUACUUGCACUAAUACUGACAACAGUAAUAGAGCUGUCAACACUUUUUGGACUGGUAGUCUACUGGCGAGUUGCUAGAGAGGUCCCAGUACAGCCAAGAUUGUGUUUUCCGUCAUCUGCUUUCGCCAGUAAUGUUAAUGUUUUACAAAAGUUGGAACAGGAGAAUGACGUGUAUUGUGGCAAUGCCAGCUAUGUGCUAGAUAUACUUGUGAACAAGACUGUUGCAGACAAAUACAACAAUAACGCAAAUCCAGAAUAUUCAACCCUAGACAUAACAGGAGAUAGCUGUGCAACUUCCGGCACAGAUGCGUCAUUGUUGAAAUUAGACAGUAUUUCAUUGCAUGCUAAACCCGUACCUGGAAAACCAACACAAAUAUACUGGAAAUCAAAAACAGCAUUAAACAAAACGAAAGAUAUGCGAUUCUUAGAGGAUUAAGGUUCAAUCUACAUACAGACGUCAGGUCAUUAUUAUGUAUCGUCCCAGCUGACAUCAAGAGUGGAGAACAAGACAUUCGGUGAAAAUAAUGACCAAACAUUAAAAUAUUUUUUGAUCUCAUAUAGAGAUGGUACAGAAAGAACUUUGCUUGAAGACACCAAAUCACCAUGUGAAUUAGCUGUCGAGAUGUCAGAGCAUACAAGUUCUAUGGGUGCUGUAUUCUAUCUUGAGGAAAGGGAUCGAAUCUACGUAGCAACAUCGCAUCCGUACCAUCUGCUAUCAGGCGACAGCGUCAACUAUCUUAGUAUUCUCAAGACAUAGAAAAAGAGAAACUAGACUAUUUUAAAUAUACUUGCCGUUGAUAUUCACACUCUCUGCAUUUAAUAUGCUGAACAAUUAUGUUCACAAUAAAAUGGCUUUUUGGACUAUUAUUACUUCACAAUAUCUUAAUUGUUUCUUUUCUUAUUUACACACAUUUCCUUCAAAAUGUUUUAUAUCAAAUACAUAUUAUUAAACAGUAAAAUAUUCUGACAGACCCAGAA